AUGGCUAUGGCAGAGCUUCCAAAUUAUGUGAUUUCUCACAUUGCAAAACGUUUUGAAGAUAUUGAAGAUUACAUUGCUUUUCGUUCUGUUUGUACCUCUUGGCGAAUUGCUGCUACUAAAGACGAUUUUGAUGUGCCCCGAAUUCCAUUACUUAUGCUUGGUUCAAAACAAGAUGAUGAUUUUCGGAAAUUUUACUCUCUUUCCAAGAGGAAAGUUUCAAGUAUAUUUCUCCCCGAAGCUAAAAAUGUAGAAUGUUUCUCCACACAGGGAUGGCUAUUCACUGUUGCAAAUACUAGUCUUGAGGGAGAGAUGAACUUGUUGCAUCCCUUUUCCCGUACCCAAAUUCAACUUCCCUCGCUAAAACUCUUACUUGAUUUUCAUGAUGAUGACCAUAUAACUACGUGGAGAUACGUCAUGAAAGCUGUUUUAUCUGCUAAUCCUUCUAUUACGAGGGAUUAUGUCCUUAGCUUAUGGUACGAAUCUAAUUAUUGUGGCGAUAAGGAUUAUUUUGCUUUUUGGAGUCCCGGAGACCUUAAUUGGACUCAUAUUCAACCCCGAGGAUCUUCUUACGUGGCAUCUAUGAUUUACCAUAAGGGCCAAUUUUAUUAUUUAAAUUAUGCUGGUGAAGUAUGGAAUUUUUACCCUAACAUAGAGACAAAUUUACUUUUACUUGUUGAAUUAGAUGAUGAUAUAUUUGAUGAAUUCGAAUUUGUUAAGUUCUAUCUAGUCGAAGUAUCUGGUGCACUAUUAGUUGUUAUUCGAUUUUUUGAUAUUAAUCAAGAUAAAGUUGAUUUAUCCAAUGGUACUGGAAUAUCGAUCGAGACGAAUAAAUUUAAAGUUUGUGAAAUAGAUAUCAUCAAAGGCGAGUUGAAGGAGAUUAAAAACAUGGAAGAUUCAACGAUCUUUGUAGGGCGUAAUGAAGCAAUUUGUAUUGACUCUUCUGAAUGUACAGGAGUCAAGCCAAAUCAUAUAUAUUUUACGGAUGAUUGCUUCGAAUUCCCUAGAGAGGAGGAAGGCGGAGUUGGAAGAGACAUGGGUUGUUAUAACUUGGAAAAUGGUAAAACAGAAUCAAUAUAUCCCGAAUUGUCAACAAGUCUUAUAUGCCCGCCAACUUGGAUAUCACCAUCAUUCAUAUUGUGA
Messenger RNA from Solanum pennellii, 1140 nucleotides. Its product is annotated as F-box protein SKIP23-like. Gene Ontology annotation, molecular function: protein binding. Lineage: Eukaryota; Viridiplantae; Streptophyta; Magnoliopsida; Solanales; Solanaceae. The transcript has a single exon. The record is from RefSeq and is a predicted model, not a curated record. Bases 1 to 1140 code for a protein of 379 amino acids.